Alternaria arborescens is the source of this 1128-nucleotide messenger RNA. RefSeq lists its product as hypothetical. The record is from RefSeq and is a predicted model, not a curated record. The transcript has a single exon. The coding region runs from base 1 to 1128 and encodes 375 amino acids. NCBI's taxonomy places the organism in Eukaryota, Fungi, Ascomycota, Dothideomycetes, Pleosporales, Pleosporaceae.
AUGAACCACCCAUACCGUGGGGUGGGUGAGGACUGCUCAUUCAAUCCGGAGCCAGGCGAGAGCGCUGGUGGUCUUCCGAACGAGUUCCGUGGAGCUUACCAACAACAGUAUGAAUGUGCUAAGCAUGACUGGGGCGACAACGCUGAUGAUGGUAGUGGUGUUUAUCGAGCAGGCUUUGUCGCACACGGAGCUGACCACCGUGACGGCCAAGAACAUCUUGGAAAUCGAGGUCGUCCACACCCAAACUUUCUGGUGUAUCUAGGGGAUCAUCAAGUAGAGCGACGCGAUCAUGUGCGACAAUCCAUUCCGAACCAUAUCUAUGAGCCCGAAGUCGAUACCGGAAACGCCGCUUCGAAUCACGGUAGACGUCAGCAGAGAGUCGAAAGUAACGGCGGCGGUACGCAAAUCGAUCAUCCUGGAAUGCCGUUGUACUCGAACAACACUCGUGAGGCUGCGGCGACACCUGACAACAAUCCUGCUAUUGACACAGUCGGCAACCAGGCGUGGGACAGUGAACGACUUCAGUACCCGAUACCACUCCCAUCUGAGCAUGCUACUGCCCAUGGGUUGAUGCCCAGUGAAGUCCAUCUUGAUACCAUACUGGCCAACCAAGGAGUCAGCCCGGGAAUUGAGCCAUAUUCUGAGUGGCCUUUGGAUUUCUCAAUCGAUUCCAAUCCCGGAUGGUAUGAUGACGAUGCUCCUGCACCUAGAGGACAGCCUGAAUACAACGAAGAGGUUCCAUGGUCUUCAGUCAACCUUCAUAACCAGCACCCCAGAUUACCAACCGAGCAGCUGGAACAGGUGGCGAAUAUGGCUGAGGCGUAUCAAACUCGUCAUGCUAGUCAUAAUAGCGGCGAUACCUUCGACUUGGUUGCUUCGAAUGCGGACCCAGCUGGUGAUAAGCAGGAACCUCACUGGAGCAUGAUUAACACAGCCACUAGGCACUCUGCUCCUCUGACAUCCGGCAACUUGUCGAAUCCAAUGGGGUAUGCAUCCGGUCCAUUCAACCAGGAACAGGGACAGGACACACUGGCGGUACCCAGCAAUCAAGUAGUCGGACAACAAGAUGGUCGAUCGCAGUGUUACCUGCUACAGACUAUGAUCCAGGAUACAGCUAGUCAAACGUAA